This is a messenger RNA of Magallana angulata, 2612 nucleotides long. RefSeq lists its product as uncharacterized. The transcript has 8 exons. The record is from RefSeq and is a predicted model, not a curated record. NCBI's taxonomy places the organism in Eukaryota, Metazoa, Mollusca, Bivalvia, Ostreida, Ostreidae. Bases 157 to 1938 code for a protein of 593 amino acids. Gene Ontology annotation, cellular component: plasma membrane.
GAUUUUCUUUCGGGUUCAAGUUUAUCUUUUCUCUUAUUAAUAGUGUAUUUAAACUUUUGAAUUUGUAAGUGGUAUAGAAGCAACAGUGAGGAAGUUACAAGUGCCCGUCACAGUGCAGGGCAUGGUGUUUUCUCCUGAGGCAACAGACUGGCAGGAAUGGGGAUCACAUUGUUGACGAGGGGUGUGGGGUAUACAUCAGUUAUAAUCAGCUUGUCUCUUCUAUCCGCUGUGUCUGGAUGCUCCCCCGGGGAAUACCAGCAGUACAGUGGGGACUGCAUGACGUGCCCCAAGGGGACUUAUAGCGAGAACCCCCCUUCCUACCGGUGUCUGAACUGUCCCAACGCCACAUCAACCCUGACGGACGGAGCAACAAAUCACAGUGACUGCGUCUACGAGAAAGUUGGUUGCUAUGAGAACCUUAGCACCGUUAACGACACCUUUCUUGACGUCGACAAUGACGUCAAAGUUCAGACCUGUGUGGACAGCUGUGCAGAGUGGGGGUACCUUUAUGCUGCUAUACAGAAUGCAACUUCCUGUUCCUGCGCGCAGAUGAACGACGGCACUUCUUCUUCCGGAUGUGACAACACAGAUUGUGGAGCAGUAGGCACGUGUGGUGGAGAGACCGCGACAACGGUGUACAGAACAGGAAGAAGAAAAGUGGCGAUAACAACAAUAGACUAUACGGAGGAGGAUCUAACAGCUCAUGGCCUCAAUAUAAGCGGGAUGUCAGAGCUAGAAUUCAGGGUCCUCGCGUGUAAGGAUGCGCACGUGCGACUGAUGUAUGACCGAGCUAACUACACCCAUAAAUUCAUUGAGGUAGUGUUUGGUCACAGUCAAAACAAAUACAUUGGAAUCCGCGACAGGAAGCAUGGUGUCGUCGUGGGCGACUUGGCCUUCUAUGCCGGUUCUUAUCUUGACUGCUUCAAUUGGAAGUUCUUCCGAGUUUCUUGGGAAAAUGGCACCAUUUCAAUAUUUAUUGGUGACGAAAACAAAUGGUACUCUUACGACACGGGAAUCGUGUUCGACGUGAAUUACCUGGUGAUAUCUGCCUAUGGUGGUACUCAGUGCUGCUGGCAAAUGUUUGCAGAUAUAAUUAAGGAUGACACGUGUCCCCCGCUCACCAUGACAACAGCGGUGGUCCCGGUUACCACGGCACCCAUUCUUGUCUGCGAGUGUCCAUGUGGUCUCUCCAACAUCUCGGAUGAAGCCCUCCAAGAGAAAAUUGACGAACUCAAAAGAACACUGACAGUUGACGUCAAGACGACGUCACAAUACGAACGAAAGUUCGUCUGCGCAGACGACCCACGUCCGUCUGCUAAAGGGGUGGGGAUCAUAUUUGGUCCCGUGCUGUUGUCUCUAGUGGUAGGACUUGUAGUGUUAGCAGACUUUCCUAAUUUAGUCAGAUCGGCCAUACAGUUUAAAAAGGUCAUCCGGAAGUUGCAAAAACAGAGAAAUAAAGAUAAAUACAAGAAGAAUGAUAAUAAGGAUUCCACAGAUAAUUCCACAAAUAAUGAUGACAAGAAGGAGGAAAAUGACAAUGAAAAAGGAAACCUAAACAACACAAAUACCACCCCUGACAUAAAAAACAAUGCGAAACCAGCACCAACAACAGCUUGGGCAGAGAAGCCCGAGCCACCUUCUCUCAAUCAAGAGGCAGAUCAAAACAUAGACAACUCAUCUAAUCCGAAAAAGACUGUUCCUAAGCGUGGGCAAAAUAAGUUUCCAAAUACACGAAGAAUUCUCAAAGCAGGAGGCAAUCCGCCAUCAAAAUUAUCACCUCCCCCGAACAACCAAAAAGCCGAGGAAUGUAACGAAGUUGAUGAAGCGAAAAAGAAAGUGGGGAACGGUGUCAAAAAGCCGCCCGCCAAUAAUUUGUUAAGGAGGAACGUCAGGAAAAACAACAACGUGUCCAAAACUCUCAGCAUCAGUGAAACCUGAAAUAUAUGGAAGCAAGAGAGAGAGAGAGAGAGAAAGAGAGAGAGAGAGAGAGAGAGAGAGAGAGAGAGAGAGAGAGAGAGAGAGAGAGAGAGAGAGUUUGUUUACAUGUGACUUUUCCUUUGAAGAUUUUUCUGCACAAGAGCUCGCAAUCGGUUGUCGGAUAAUGAAGUUCUGAUAGUGAAGUGCCGUUCUUAUGAUCAUCACCAUUAUUAAACAAGUUUUGCAUUUUUAAUUUUUUUGGACAUUUUUUAGCAAUAAAAGUUAAUUGCCUAAGAGUAAGAAACUUCCAUGUGUGUAAUAAAUCCUCAAACACUUCAAUGUUUAGAAUCUACCAUAACAUUUAGAUAUGUAAUUGGGUUUCUGAGAUUAAUAUACACGACGGAAGAUGCAAUUGGGGCUUUAUAAGAUAUUCCUAGGCAAUCCUCGGUAAUGUAUAAAGUAUCUGGAAAACUAUACAGAUGAAGGAGUUACCUCCCGUUGUACACUCACUUGGCAACUAUCCAAAAUAAUCAAACUGGACCAAUAUGACAAUCUUAGACAUGUGGUUGCACCAUUUCAAUUUUCAUAUAAUAUUUUUAUAGUUUUAUUGUAUGACAUUACAUGCAAGACAACCAGUAAAAUGUCACUCGGCGGAGAUUGUCAAAUAUAAAUAAAAGUUAUUUGCCACUUAUAAA